Messenger RNA from Helianthus annuus (common sunflower), 2136 nucleotides. RefSeq lists its product as uncharacterized. The transcript has 10 exons. Bases 77 to 1849 code for a protein of 590 amino acids. Lineage: Eukaryota; Viridiplantae; Streptophyta; Magnoliopsida; Asterales; Asteraceae. The record is from RefSeq and is a predicted model, not a curated record. Gene Ontology annotation, cellular component: endoplasmic reticulum; Golgi apparatus.
UUCACCACAAUACUCAUCAUCGUUUUUCCCGUCAAAAUUCCCAAAUCUCACCUUCAUCAAAUCUCUCAUCAAUCAAAUGGAGUUCGAAUCCAACACCACCACCAUUGCUACCGAAGAAAUCAACAACAAUCACGGAUGGCAAAAGGUUACUUACGCGAAGAAGCACAAGAAGAAUCCGGCGAAGCAGCAACAACAACAACAGCAUCCAACAAAGGUGAUUGCUAACGGAUCUUCAAUUUCAACCGAUGAUAACGUGUUUAAAUCGAUCGAGAAGAAAUCGGAGGAACGGAGGAAGCUUAUCGAAGCUGAGCGAUUGGCUAAUUCAGCGAUUUAUGAUGAGAAGCCUCCGGUUAGAUCGGUGAAGAAGAAUAGUUACAGUGAUUAUGAUGAUAGUGAUGAUGAGGUUGUUGUUGCUAAUGGUGCGGCUGGCAAUGGUGUGGUUGAGGAGAAGAAGAAGGUGAAGAAGGUGAAGAAACCUAAGGUUUCGGUUCAGGAUGAGGCGGUGAAGAUCGAUGCGGCUGAUUUGGCGAGUUAUUUGGCAGAUGUGACGGCUUCAUAUGAGACACAACAGGAUAUACAGUUAAUGAGGUUUGCAGAUUACUUCGGACGCGCAUUUUCUAAAGUCAGUGCUUCACAGUUUCCCUGGGUGAAGCUAUUGAGAGAAUCUCCUGUUGCAAAGGUUGCAGAUAAUCCAGUGUCACACAUCCCUGAAGCUGUUUACAAGACAUCAGUUGACUGGAUCAAUAACAGAUCUCUGGAAUCUCUUGGACCUUUUGUCUUAUGGUCCUUAGAUAGCAUUCUUGUUGACUUUGCAAGCCAACAAGUCAAUGCAAAGGGAUCCAAGAAAGUUGCUCCAAAACCAUCUUCAAAAUCGCAGGUUGGUAUUUUUGUAGCACUAGCAAUGGUAUUGAGAAGGAAACCGGAUGCGUUAAUUAGUGUAAUACCAACUCUAAGGGAAACUUCAAAGUAUCAAGGACAAGAUAAGCUUCCGAUUAUCGUGUGGAUGGUAGCACAGGCAUCACACGGAGAUCUGGCUGUUGGUUUGUACUCAUGGUCUCACUUAAUAUUACCCAUCGUUGGCAGCAAAUCGGGCUCUAAUCCUCAAAUCAGGGAUUUAAUUUUGCAGUCAGUUGAAAGAAUUCUCUCUGCUCCAAAGGCUAGGACUAUUUUAGUAAACGGUGCUGUGCGGAAGGGAGAGCGGUUAAUGCCACCAUCAGCACUUGAUCUGCUAUUACGUGUCACCUUCCCUUCAUCUUCAGCUCGCGUUAAGGCAACAGAAAGGUUUGAAGCGGUAUAUCCUACGCUUAAAGAGGUCGCUCUUGCGGGUUCCCCUGGAAGCAAAGCAAUGAAACAGGUUGCUCAACAAAUCAUGACCGUUUCGUUAAAAGCUUCCGGAGAAGGAAUCCCCGAGCUAUCAAAAGAAGCGUCUGGUAUCUUCAUUUGGUGCUUAACUCAAAAUCCUGAUUGUUAUAAGCAAUGGGAAAAGGUCUACACGGAUAAUCUAGAAGCAAGUGUUGUGAUUCUGAGAAGGCUCGCUGAGCAGUGGAAGGAUGUAUCUGCAAAACAGUCGUCUCUUGAUACUCUCGGUGAAACUCUCAGACAUUUCAAGAGCAUGAAUGAAAAAGCCUUGACAAAGGGAGAUGGUGGUGAGCAAUCAGUCUACAAGGAAGCCGACAAAUACUGUAAAGUGUUACUAGGAAGAUUAUCACAUGGGACCGGAUGUGUCAAAGGUAUGGCGCUAGUUGUCAUCGCGAUCGGUUUAGGAAUCGCUUUCAUUCCUCCAACCGCCUUGGAGUCGUUGGAUUUGGCCAAGUUAGCUGAAAUGAUCAACUUCCCGCAAUCUGUUUGAAAAAAAAUGGUUGGUUUGAAUCUCUAACAUCCAGCUAGUUGACCGGGUCAGAAGGGUUAAAAGAAAGAGAAUGAGGCACUUUUAUUUAAGUUUCCCCCUCUUUUAGAACAGUGUUUCAACUAAAAGUAGAUGGUUUUUAAGCGGGUUUUCCUUGUUUUCCGUUUCUGUUCGUUUUUCGGAUCUGUUUUAUUUAUUUUUUUUGUUUCGGGUUGAGACGGUUGUUAUCGUUUAACUUUUGUGUUUAUCAUUCAAGUUUGAUCCAUAAUGAGAUGUAUUUUCUGUUCUUA